Messenger RNA from Lodderomyces beijingensis, 792 nucleotides. The record is from the annotation of a GenBank genome assembly. NCBI's taxonomy places the organism in Eukaryota, Fungi, Ascomycota, Pichiomycetes, Serinales, Debaryomycetaceae.
AUGCCAGGCGUCUCAAAGAUCUUGUGCCUCCCGGGGUAUUUGCAAAGCGGGGCUACACUUGCGAGAAAAGCGUCGGGGUUGAGGAAAACCUUGACGAAGCAGCUCAACAUGGAGCUCGAUUUUUUGAGUCCCUGCCAUCCUAUACCCUCGAGACACGAGCUUGAGUUCCAGCUUGGGCCGACGGACGAGGAGGCAGAUAAGGUAUGGGACAGACUAGUCGCGGGCGGGAACAACUGCAGAUGGUAUGACCAUCUCGCCCCUGGCCAGGAUACCGGCCUCGAGGAAUCAAUCGAGUUUGUAGUUGACCACAUUCGUAACAAUGGGCCCUACGAUGGUAUCAUUGGGUUUUCUCAAGGCGCCGCUAUGGCGAUCAUGAUUACAAACUCGUUGAGGCGAUUGUUGCCCCAGCACCCGGACUUUAAGAUCAGCAUGUUUGUAUCGGGCUUUUGCCUUGUGGUACCCCGCGAUGGAAACUUCUCCCGAGAGAAUGUGGAGCGGCUCCACGAGUUGACGGAUGUGGCCGAGUAUGCGGCCCAGGUUGAACUAGCUCCAAAUGCCAAACAAUACUAUGAAGUUGCAGACAGGGACCACUUUGACACCGAAGUCGUUCUCGUCUACGGAGACAAUGACAGCGUCGUGCCGCCAAUCCGGUCCAAACAUGUCUCGAUGUUGUAUCCAGAGGAAAAAGUCCAUGUAUUCUCCCACGAAGGAGCCCAUCUCGUGCCGAACCAGAAGGCAUUUGUCAAGCCAGUCGCGGAGUUGUUUAGCAGAAGGCUUACGGGCAAGUUAUAG